Messenger RNA from Juglans microcarpa x Juglans regia, 549 nucleotides. RefSeq names its product CASP-like protein 1E1. The record is from RefSeq and is a predicted model, not a curated record. The transcript has 2 exons. Lineage: Eukaryota; Viridiplantae; Streptophyta; Magnoliopsida; Fagales; Juglandaceae. Bases 1 to 549 code for a protein of 182 amino acids.
AUGGAGAUCAGUAGUACUACUGGAAGAAGGAUAAGGCUUUAUGACCUGUUGCUAAGAAUAUUGGGGCUGGCCUUCACUUUGGUUGCUGCAGUUCUUGUUGGUAUUUCAAAGCAGACCAAGACUGUUCCUGUCACUAUUGCAGAAGGCUUACCCAUCUUGCACCUUCCAUUCACUGCCAAGUGGCACUACAUGUCUGCUUUUAUGUACUUCUUGGUGUCAAAUGCCAUAGCAUGUUCAUAUGCUGCAGGAUCUGUUGUAUACUCUAGAAUUAACGCAGCCCGAAGCUAUAAACACAAUUCAGCAAUGGUACUAAGCAUCCUAGACCUAAUCAUCAUGCCGCUACUCUUCUCCGCCAAUGGUGAAGCGGCUGCCAUCGGAAUCAUUGGCCACGAUGGGAACUCGCACCUGCAGUGGAGAAAGAUAUGUGAUGUGUUUGAUGGCUAUUGCCACCACAUAGAAGCCGCCAGCGUCCUGUCUCUUAUUGGGUCUUUUACCUUUCUUUUGCUUGUGCUCCUUGCUGUUUUGGGAGUGCACAAGAAUUCAAACUAA